Messenger RNA from Purpureocillium lilacinum, 1752 nucleotides. RefSeq lists its product as uncharacterized. The record is from RefSeq and is a predicted model, not a curated record. Gene Ontology annotation, molecular function: ATP-dependent protein folding chaperone; ATP binding. NCBI's taxonomy places the organism in Eukaryota, Fungi, Ascomycota, Sordariomycetes, Hypocreales, Ophiocordycipitaceae.
AUGCUCAUCCGAACAGACAUUGAGCCUGGCAGGCUCCUCAUGAGCGAGCAAAGGAUAAUAGUCGGCAUCGACUUCGGCACCACGUACUCGGGCGUCGCCUGGGCGGAGACCCAGCGGCCCGACAGGCGGGUCGCCGUCAACUCGUGGCCCAUCAGCACGUCUGCCCGCGAGGGCGAGUCGUCGGACAAGGUGCCCACGAAGCUCAGAUAUACGAAAUGCGGCGACGUGCAAUGGGGCUUUGCGAUCCCCGACACGGCGCCGCAGGACGAAGUGAUUGAGUGGUUCAAGCUGAACUUGGAUCCUUCGUUGGAGCAGGUCAGCCAAGAUGCUGCGACUGGUAUGGGACGUGGGAGCCUCGGCGCAGACAGAAUCGUCACCGACUACAUGUCUGCCCUGAACGAGCAUCUCAUAUACACCCUCCGUCAAAAGCUCGGAGACGCCGUGGCCAGGAACAUGCCGCUAGAGUUCGUCGUUACUGUGCCGGCCAUAUGGAGCGACCUGGCCAAAGACAGGACAAGAAAAGCGUGUCAGAGGGCAUUUGGUCUCUCAGCGUCCCAGUGUCCAGUCCAUCUAGUGUCUGAGCCAGAAGCUGCUGCCAUAUACGCUCUGCAUGGCCUCGACCACCACGGCUUACAAGUCGACGACACCAUGGUCGUUGUCGACGCCGGCGGCGGCACGGUGGACUUGAUAUCGUACACCAUCACGGGGCUGAAGCCCAUCCUGCAGGUCGAGGAGGCGGCGCCAGGGACCGGUGCCCUUUGCGGCUCGACCUUUCUCAACAUGCGCUUCGCCAAGUUUCUCAAGGCCAAGUUGGGCAACGAAGAGGGGUUUGACGACGAGGUCCUUGCCGAAGCACUGGAGGCUUUUGAGAAAAAGGUCAAGCGGCAAUACACGCUCGGCGCUGACCCGGACGACUCGUUCGUCAUCCCGGUGGGCGGCCUGGCCAACAACAAGGCCCUCGGCAUCGCGCGCGGGCGUUACGCGCUGAAAGGCUCCGACCUCAACACCAUCUUUGAGCCGGUCGUUUUACAGGUCAUCAAGCUGAUCGAGGACCAAAUAUCCGCCAGCGGGGCGCCGGUCAAAGCCAUCCUGCUCGUGGGCGGCUUCGGCGCCUCGCAGUACCUCAAGGAGCGCAUCCGUGCUGCCGUCGACCGCCGUAUCCAGAUACUGCAACCGCCAAACGCCUGGCAGGCGGUGGUGCAGGGCGCCGUCAUGAAGGGCCUCGCCAACAGCGCGCCCGAGCAGCUCACCCUGGUGCAAGUCCAGAACCGCAAGGCGACGAAGCACUACGGCACCGAGUGGAGGACAAAGUACGACCCGAAGCUGCAUUCACAUCUGAAGAAUAGACGGCAUUGGUGUGGCCUCGAUGGGUGCUACAAGGUGUAUGGGAUGGAGUGGUUUAUCCAACGGGGCGACCGAGUCUCCGAAAACGAACCCUUCUUCACAUCCUUCGUCUGGACCGGCCUAGUCAGCCAAGGGCGCAUCCAAAGGAUCAAGAUGGACAUCUACUGCGACCAAACGCAGAGGGACGCACCCGUCGCGCGGGACGACAACGUCCAGCUCCUCUCCCGCGUCGAGGCCGACGUCAGCCACAUCCCCGAGCACCAGCUCGCCCGCCGCCUGGGCCGCGACGGGCAGUGGAACUACGAACUCAGGUGCAGGAUCGAGGCCGUCUACCUGUCGGCGUCGACGAGGUACACGCUCUUGUACAACAACAAGCGGUAUGAUACCGUCACUUGCGAAUAUGUCUAG